AUGGAGAUUCCUUUGGGGCAUCCAAAACGAAAUCAAGGACUUGUAUGUCGACUUACUCGAUCUCUAUAUGGCCUUAGACAAGCUUCCUGGCAGUGGUUUAACAAAUUCUAUUAUACUCUCAAACAGCAUGGUUUUCGCCAAUGCAAGAGUGAUUAUUCUUUAUUCUCUACAGGAGAAGGCUCCUCAAUCACCUUUUUACUUGUCUAUGUUGAUGACAUAAUCAUUGCCGGAGCAAACAAUGAUAUGGUACAACAAAUACAGCAAAGGCUUCAAUCAGUCUUCAAGUUGAAAAUCUUAGGAGAUCUCAAAUUUUUUCUGGGAUUAGAGAUUGCAAAAUCCAGAAAAGAAAUCUCACUUACACAGAGGAAGUAUACUUUGUCUCUACUCGAAGACACCAAUUUCCUACACUGCAAGCCAGCUUUGAUUCCAAUGGAAGCAAACAUUAAACUGAGGGCCAAAGAAGGUGACAAGGUUGAAGAUGCAUCAGCCUAUCGAAGAUUGAUUGGCCGAUUCAUGUAUCUCACAAUCUCCAGACCAUACAUAAUAUUUGCAGUGACAAAACUAGCCCAGUUUAUGUCUGACCCAAGAGUUCCACACCUCAAUGCAAUCCACCAGAUCUUAAGAUAUCUCAAAGCAGCACCGGGUCAAGGCAUUUUUUUCUCCUCAAACUCGAAGUUCAACUUGUCAAUCUACACUGAUGCAGAUUGGGGAAGCUGCCUCGAUACUAGGAGGUCUACUACUGGCUAUUGCACUUUCUUAGGGGAUUCCUUAAUUUCGUGGAAAAGCAAGAAGCAACCUGUUGUAUCAAGAAGCUCAACAGAGGCCGAGUACAGGGCUAUGGCCAAUGCUGCUUGUGAAGUUGUUUGGCUGACCAAUUUACUGAGGUUCAUGGAUAUCACCAUUGAGUCUGCCAUGCUUUUUUGCGACAAUCUUUCAGCUAUUCAAUUAGCCUCUAAUCCAACCUUCCAUGAAAGGUCCAAACAUGUUGAGAUAGAUUGUCAUUUCAUUCGCGAGAAGGUUGAAACCGGGUUCCUCAAGUUAGUGCACAUUCCAACCAAACAUCAAUUAGCCGAUAUUCUCACCAAGGCCAUCUCAAAACCUCAAUUCCUUUUCCUCAUGUCCAAGUUAGGAACAUACAAUUUAUAUGCUCCAACUUGA
This is a messenger RNA of Arachis ipaensis, 1158 nucleotides long. NCBI's taxonomy places the organism in Eukaryota, Viridiplantae, Streptophyta, Magnoliopsida, Fabales, Fabaceae. The record is from RefSeq and is a predicted model, not a curated record.